AUGGUGCGUGUCACGGACGAGCUGGCGCUCUCGCCCGAGCACAUUGCUCUCUACCACGCCGCCGACCCGCUGCUGGGCCAGCUGCCCGUCCUCAUCUUCCACGGGCCCUCGACCACGGCCAACUACACGCUCAACAGCUCGCGCGUCCAGGUCCACGUCUUCACGCCCGCCGGCUUCCAGAGCUUCCCGCGCAUCACCAUCUCGCCCAGCUCGCCCUUCUACAGCGUCGUCAACCACCUGCCGCGCGAGUUCCAGGGCGACGAGGUCUACCGCGGCCUGGCCUUUGGUCUGUUCCGCUACUUCAAGGAGCUGCCCGACAAUGUCAAGGCGCACCUCAAGGCCGCCUACCCGCCGCCCAAGGGCAAGCGGCCCAGCAGCGCGCCCGCCCUCUUCAGCGAGCAGCAUGCCGCCGACCUGGUCAAGGAGAUGGUGCGCAGCGAAAACACCGCCGACGUCGUCGCCACGCUGGACGAGGCCCUGCAGACCCAGCACGUCAACAACGUCGACAUCGACUUCAUCCUGCCGCCCGGCUCCAUCGUGCCGCAGUCGGCCGAGCUCGACGACAUGCCCGACGACGAGGACGACAUCAUCGACCCGACGCUGCGCCAGUACGGCAGCUACACACCGCUGGUCAAGCUGUUUGGCGAGCCCGUCUUCCUGCCCACCAGCAAGCUGCGCCGCGCGCCCUCAAAACCCACCCCGCUGAAUCGCAACAAGACCUUUACCAAGGACCAAAAGAUGGAGCUGCGCAUGAAGAUGAGCGAGCUCGUUGACACCGAGGAGCGCUACGUGCUCAAGGUCCAGGAGCUCGUCAAGACCGUGGCCAACGACUUCCGAAAUAACGCAAAGAAGCGGUCGGUCGAGAGUCUGAGUCCGUCCGAAGAAGAGCUGGAGAAGCUGUUUCCCAAGUCGUCAGACGGGAUUCUGCAAGUAAACUCGGCCUUUAUCGAGGAGCUGCGCAAGAUUAUGAACGAAACCGAGGAGGACGCCGUCAAAGACAUGGAAAACCCGACGACGAGUCUAUCGUCUUCGAUGAGGGCUGGCAACAAUGCUGCCCCCAAGAAGGAUCCGCUCGGCGCGUUGGCCAUGGCCAAGCUGUUCCUCGAAUGGUUCCCCAAAUUUACCCAGUGCUACCAAGACUACAUCAAGGCGAGUCAGCACUUUCCGACACUGCUGAAUUCAUUCCUAGACCAGCAGUCGAGUUUCCGACAGCGAGUGAGCAGAGCCGGCGAGCAGACGAUUCGCUCGCUUCUCAUUGAGCCCGUCCAGAGGCUGCCGCGAUACAGCCUGCUCAUCGACCAAAUCAUCGCCUCAUUACCCAUCACGCACCCGGCGCUGCAGCCCAUGCUCAAGGCGCGAGACAUCAUCACCAACAUUUGUUCCAUGGAUGACCCCCUGCCAGACAAACCUCACAUCGCAAACCGCCUUCGAAAUAUGGUUGAGGCGUGGCCCGCAGAUCUUGAGCCUCAGGGCCGCCUCAUCCUAGCUGCUGACUUCUUAGAACUCUCGCCACCGUACCAGGCCACAAUCGACUCCGACGAUGCUGGAAUAUUCCUCUUAUUCUCCGACUACAUCGUCAUGCUGAGGAAAUCUGGCGAUAACAACAUGACGGGGCGCGACUUGCUUCGCGAGAUCGACAAGCCCUCGGCGGCAGAGCUGCUCAUUUCCAUGACGAAUGCUGCCGGCGGUCCCAGCCAUUACGAGUUCAUUUUCACGGGCUGGCAUCAUCUCGCAGAUGUUCGUUUUACGGAAUCGGCCGAUGGCCACCUCAUCUGGAUGACGUCCAGCGCAGAGAUGAAGGGCAUGCACCCCGGAGAGCACAAAGUUCCCAAGGCCAUCACAUCACGGUGUUUCCUGCUGCAAGAGGCCUUUGAGGGCAAAGCCGCAAAGUGGAGUGAAGAUGUCGUCAAAGCCAGGAUCGAGGCACGUUUCCCCGAGGUAGAGAGAGAAGAUCCUAGCUGGACCCUGCGAUCAGUGCGGAUGCCUGAAAACAACCUGGGACUGCACGCUGCGUUAUUCCAAGAAGGAGCUGAUCAGCUCAUCGAAGGCCGACGCGAACCGGCUCCUAUCCGAGUGGUGGUCGACCAUGAAAAGGGGACCAAGGGUGCUCCAGUCGGACAUUAUGGCAUCGAGAUUGUGAUUAACGUGACGAGCAAGAAUAUGAAGAAGAUUUCUCUGCUCACGGUGGGACUGAAUGGGAAGCAGUACCAAGACGACGUGGCUCUGGAGGAUUUCCUUCCCACCAUGUCAAGACGAAUCAUGCAGCUCUUGAGCGUCCAGUUCAAUGUCUCUAACCGGGCCCUCACUGCUCCCAUGGUUUCCUACCACUCCAAGAUGCUGCGCACCCUGUGUCUAUCCAACCGCGCUGAAAAGACACGAUCCUUCCUGGCGGCGUCCCCUGUCAAACUCUUCACCAGUCUAUGGAGCGGCUCCAACAACGCUUCCGAGACUACCCUUUCAGAGGCCAAACAUCCACACCAAGCCUCUAUCCAGCGGGCCGACAGCCAUCACUCCAUGUAUGGCUCCAUCAGAGGGAAGAACAGCACCAAUAGCAGACAAGCAGUGGAAGAAGUGAUGCCGGAGAAUCCUCUUGUUCGACUGGAGCAGACGUUUGAGGCCUUUACCACUGCUCUUCAAUACCGCAAGGGCUCCAUCCACGGCAGAACAUUGUUACACCGCGCUUCGGCUGACGAAUUGCUUGUCAAUGAUUUGUACAAUAGGCUCAUUGAGAAUCCGCAAGAGGUGGAAGUGGCCAACGACGUGGGAACUGAAGUCGUCUUUACGGCAUUUGAAAACUUCCUCCACAUUGCCUGGACUGAACAGAUAGGACCUGUGACGACCAUCAAGAUGCUCGACACUCUGCAGGAGCGAGCCAACAAGCGUGUCCCGGGCGAGUUUGCCGACUUUGUCAACUUUUUGUUCAAAGAGCUGGCUCCACAGAAUCGAAGAGCGUUUACAGCACUGAUUAAGCUGCUGGCCGACCUGCUCGAUGGCUGUAGCAAUGACAGCGAUCGUGGUGCGCUGACGUUGGCGUUUGCAGAGAUGCUCGUUACCGACGGCACCGCAGCAAAUUACAUCAACUUAUUGGAUCGUCUAGUCGAUGAUUGUGACAGGAUAUUUGGAGAGGCCACGUACGCCGGCUUUAGUCUAGCCGAGCUGCAAUUGAUGGAGUCGUUCCAGACGCGCAGUAGUGGCGGCGUCGCGAGCGGCAACAAAUCUCACCAGGGCUCCGUGACAUCCAACACAUCUUCGCUACGCCGCAAGUUUGGCCUUGACAUGCUGAUUCGACAAAACUCAAACUCCAAGGAGGAGCGCACUUCUGUCUGGCGGACUCUGCGCCAACGGUCAACCGAUGACAACAUCAUCCACAAGAGAUUUACUCUGGGCAGGCCGGGAUCCGGGGAUAGGCCUCACGUAGCUACUGCCUUUGAGGACCCCGUGAGACCGCCCAGCAACCAUCGCAUGGAGUUUCCGCUCGACACCAUUGGAGAGCCCGCGUAUGAACCGUCGACACCCGGAACACCCAGGAGGCAUCACAAGAGGAGAAGCUCCCUGUCUGAUCUCAAGUCGCUGAUAGAUACGACUAGCAUUGACGAGGAUCGAGAGGGAGAGGAGAGGGAGAAUGCGCUGCAGCCUCUUCAAAACACAAAGGAGACGUCGGAGAGGCUCAAUGGUAGUCCCAAUGUGCUUUCUCCUUCCAAGAUGCUCAGUCCCAAUGCGUCACAGCUCCUCCGGUCGCCCCGACAAAAAGAAAACUUUUCAACCACAGAUAUAUAUGGCAGCAUACGGGGAUUGAGAGCGGCGUCACCCAUCAAGGAGAUCCAGGCCAAGCUGGAACAGGCAAUGCGGGGAGAAUCUCCAAACAGGCAGGAUCCACCUCCUUCUAGGAGACCGAGACCGACACAUAGCAAAACUCUAUCGACGUCCAACAUUCCAACGCUGCUGCCGCCGCGGCCGAUCCGGCCAGGAAGCUCAUCCGGCGAAUCGCCGAGCCGACAAUCUGGCAACGGCGGCAACGGCAGUCCUACGCGAACUCCGGCACAAAAGCUCCGUCUGCAGUCUCCUCAGAAGCUGCGGGAGAGGCUGCAGACGGAGAAGACUGCUGUGGGCGAGGUGGAUGCCAUGCUGCAGUCAGAGCUGGUCAAGAUUGGUGAGGAAAUGGCCAUGGUCAAUAGUGGUACCUUGUCCGAACCCCAGACAAUCAGUCUGCAACGGUUGUCUCAGUCAGUAGCAUCGCUGGAAGAUCGAAUGCCGGUGGUGAUGCAGGACCUUCAGGAUAAGCAAGAUGAGCUGCAGCGGGAUGUGGAAAUCACUCUCAAGACGACAGAGUCCAAGAUGCGCUCCAUUGAUCAGCUGCACAAGGAGGCCGUGGCAGAGAAUGAGCUGCUCUAUGAGCGAUUCAAUACCGAGCUGGCGAAGAUUGUCAAGGCCCUAAAGGGUAAGGGCAAAGAAGACAAAGAAGAGCUCAUUGUCAAGCUGAAGAACCAGGGAGAAGAGCUGGCGAGGAUGAAGAAGGAGAAUGCAAAGUUGAAGCGUGAGAUGAUUAGCCUACGGGCGGCGCUGAAGGGGACAGAGUGA
Molecule: messenger RNA, 4578 nt
Organism: Trichoderma atroviride IMI 206040
Lineage: Eukaryota; Fungi; Ascomycota; Sordariomycetes; Hypocreales; Hypocreaceae
Source: RefSeq, a predicted model, not a curated record